AAUUUAUGGUGCAUUAAUUAAAAAUAUAAAAUAAUAAUAUCGCUGAGUGAAAAAAAAUGCAAGUGAAUAAUAUCCCCUAUAUUUAUCGCAAGCAACUUUUCAAUUACUUAGAAAAGAAAAAAAAAAAAGGAUAAAUUAAUCGAAUUAUUUUACGAUCACAUUGAUUGAGCAGCGCGAGCUCGGCUUAAUUCAAUAUAAUUGCCUGUCUUUACUGUUUAUUACUAUUCUGAUAAAAUAGUGAAAUUAAUUUUAUAUGUUAAUCGCUAGCUAUAAAUGCAAUAAUAAAUGCAAGAGCAGUGCACAUGCUUUAAAAAUGCGCACCAAAAAGAUAUUUUGUGUCUAAUUACGUAAUACAUUUACAAAUAUAUUAUAACUAUAUAUAGAGCGAAAAAAAAAAAAAAAAACAAAAAAAAAAAAACAAAAAAAAAAAAAGAUCAUCAAAUUUUGCUUGAUUACACUUUUGAAUUGACUGCCGUAAAGGAAUAGAUUGCAUAUAAAUAUAUAUAUAUAUAUAUAUAUUCAUAUAUAUAUACAUAUAUGUAUUUGCUAUAUAUUUUUCACUGACAAAAUUCACUGAGAGAAUUAUUGUUACGAUGUACCUCCUUAAAAAUGUACGUUAAAUAAUUCCGAGCUAUUCAUUUGUGUGUUGAACGGGAAUUCUACAGUUUAUUUAAAAUUUGUGGUAAUGGUACUGAAUACUAUGGACUGUUCGGGGCGUUCAAACACCAUUGAACGCGACUCGGAAUUGGGUGAUGACAUGUCACAUGAUGAUCAUACGGAUGAUGAAAUGCGUGACUGUGAUUCAGUUGAAGGAGAGCAGCAGCAACAACAUAUCGGUCGUAGCGAGCAUUUAAAUACGUCUUUACCAUCGAACGGAGGUAACAUGAAAUAUAGCGCCGUCGGUCGGCGUACUCCCGUAGACCAUGCCAAUGAUAUGUCAAUGAGUCAUCAUCAUCAUUUUCCAUCAAAUCAUCCGUUAAACGCUUUACGUGAUUUUAUAAGUAUUGGAGGCCUGCAUAGUAUACAAAAUUUGCAGCAUAGCGAUGUCUUGGAGAAAUUAAAAAUGCAAGUUCCUGAUAUGAAAGUUGGUUUAAUGGAACAAGAUUAUGCCGUACAUGCGGCUGCUUUCGGAGGAAAUGUACUACCUGCCCCAAUUACUACAGCUUUUACUAUGCCACCAACUACAAUGCCACCAUUUAGUCACGUACCUCAAGGUGUAGUUGCUCAGUCCGGUAACAACGUUAUAACGUGCAAUACACACAUUAAUUCCAUCCAAACUUCAACGUCAAGUGGCGUUUCAAUGCUUAAUGGCUGCAAUAGUAAUAAUAGCAACUUCUCAUUUACAUCACCCACCGCUCCUAGUACAAAAGAUGUGAAUCCCGUUUCUAAUACGUCAGCAUCAAGCGAUACAUCAAAUUCGUCUCAACAGAAUAAUGGCUGGAGUUUUGAAGAACAAUACAAACAAGUCAGACAGCUUUAUGAAAUCAAUGAUGAUCCCAAACGCAAAGAAUUCCUCGAUGAUUUAUUUUCAUUUAUGCAAAAACAGGGUUCGCCGAUAAACCGUUUACCCAUAAUGGCAAAAUCCGUACUGGAUUUGUACGAAUUAUACAAUUUGGUAAUUGCUCGCGGGGGAUUAGUCGAUGUUAUUAAUAAAAAGCUAUGGCAAGAGAUUAUAAAGGGACUGCACUUACCGUCAAGCAUAACAAGUGCAGCAUUUACGCUGAGAACGCAAUAUAUGAAAUAUCUUUAUCCGUACGAAUGUGAAAAGAAAAAUUUGAGUACACCCGCCGAACUGCAAGCAGCGAUCGAUGGCAAUCGUCGUGAAGGACGUCGUUCUAGCUAUGGCCAAUACGAGGCCAUACAUAAUCAAAUGCCAAUGCAACAAAUGGCCCGACAAAGUUUGUCAGGUGGCUUGCAACAAAUGUCGCCGCUGGCAUUGGUUACACAUGCCGCCGCCGCUAAUAAUCCACAAGCUGCUGCACAGGCUGCUGCUGCCGCAGCACACCAUAGACUGAUGACUGCUCCCGCCUUUGCCCAAGUGCCGAAUUUGAUGUCUCACGAUUUUGAGCAACGCAUGUUGGAAUACUUGAAACUGCUUCAAGCGAACAAAGAGCAGAAUGUAGAGGCGGCGGCAUCCGCCAUUAGCAACAGUAACAGCAAUGGACACCCAAUGACACAUUCACAGCAACAAUCGGCCCAACAACAUCAGUCGACAUCACGUCAGAGAUCGCAAAGUCCCGAUGUUAGUCAACAUGAAGCUUUCAAUGUAUUGGGAAUGUCACGUGUAGCAUUAUGGCAAAUGGUUAACAAUCAUGCAAGUCCACCCGUCUCAGUGAAUGCAUCUCUACAUGGCGAAGGUGAUAGCAGCGGUGAUGUCGGCAACGGUAACGUCAAAACUGCCAGCGAAAUAUCAGGCAUUAAACGUGAACACGUAACUAGUCCAGAGCAAUAUGGACGAGAAGACUUCUUCAACCAUCAGCCGCCGCCAACAAAACGAGCUAAUUUUUACAUACCGGUCGCUCCUAAUUUCCAAUAUAAAGACAACGACUCGAAUGGUGAUCCUCAUCAAGAACCUGACGAAGAUGACGGUGAACAAAAUUCAACGGCGAAUUCCCCACCUGGAGAUGCAAAUGAAAGACCCUUAAAUGGUGUACCUGGUCAUCUGCCGGCGUUCCAAGACAUGAGCAACAGCGUACACCACGACAAAUCUGAUGAUUCUGCCAUAGAAAACUCACCGUCGACGUCGGCCGCGUCUGGAGCUACAACUCGAGUCUCGCCGGUAUCAACCAAGAAAAUUCAUUUAUCUAAGCAAGUCCAUCACACUACCGACCCCUCUAGCGACAACCCUAACGGCGUCGACAAAUUAACGGCGUGUAACUCAGCUUUCGAUUUAUUAUCUGGUUUGCAAUUCCGAGUGACACGUAAUGAUAUUAGUACAAAUGGUGAACACCAUCUUACAGUAAAUCUGGAAUUAAAUGGUGUCACGUACUCGGGAAUACUUAAUGCAAAUAUUUCAGGUGCUACCAAAACGACGAAAACCGAAAGCAACAUUGCCGACAGCGGCAAGAAUAACGAUAAUGAUGGUAACAAAUUAAACUGUGUUGGUAAUCAUUCUGCCAGCACAAGCAAUACCUAUGCAAGCACAUUUGAACAGCCGAAGGUCGUGGACUCUGCGAUCGCUGAGACCGUAAGUGAUACUGAAACGCCAUCAAAAAGACCGACAGCUAUCGUCACGUCAAAUGGAUCAACCAAGGCCUCGCUCAAUAAUACUUUAAUCUCAUCAUAGAAAUAACAUAAUUUCAACACCUGACGAUCCAAACAAACUUUUGUUUAUAUGAAAUAAAAGGAGCGUAAUUUGAAAAAAGGAAGAAGAGAAAGCAAGGCGUACGCCCAACAAGAAGAUAACAGAAAUUAAUAAAAAUUUAAUAUGGGUUAACAUAAACGUACAUAUGGUAUACCCGUAAAGAGAAUAGACGAGAGUUUCAAUUAUAAGCUUUUUUUUUUCUUCUUUAUAACCGUACGCCAUUGCAUAGACUACCACCAGACACUACCACCUCAAAAGGAAAAGAAAGAAAUAAAAAAAUUGAAAUCAUUCGCGACAUAGGCAUAAAGACAUAACGUAAAGUAAUGAUACCUAUAUUGCUAAGGAGAUCAGUUGGUGUUUAAGGAGCAGCGCACACACUUACGACAUGACAUGGCCUACGGAGGAAGCUUAUUUCGUUACUCUCCGGAUUUCAUUAUCGGCGUGUAAAGGUGAAAGGGAGAAAGGAGGGAGUUCAUAACGCUUGUAUGUGAUGUUUUAGGAAAGUUAUGAAUCUCGGCAACUUACAACAACACAUAUUGUUAUAUAACAUUUUAAUAUUAAAUAAUUGUAGGCAUAUAGACCAAAGUAUAUUUUCCAGAAAAGAAAAAAAAGACUAAAAAACUUUACUUAGUGAAUGAACAGUGUAAAGUUUUCUUGAUUAUCAUUUCAAAUUUUAUUACAUAUUUUAUCGAGUAGAAAUAAACACUUAUUCAAUGGCGUUUGUCCUGGACGCUGGGGCGGGGUCGUAUUACUUGAUGAUAAAUAUACAUAGGCGUUUGUGUAGCGCUAUUUUAUAUGUGAAUAAGUGAAAAGUGAGAUAUAUUCUCUUAAAAUUUCUCAAACCGAUUUUCCUAUUGAUUUCAAAAAUGAUAUCUAAGAAGAAAUUUUUUUUUUUAAUAGUCAGUAAUGUAAGUAAACAAAAAAUUGAAUGAAUAAAUUUUUUUUAGUUACCUAUCUAUCUAUCUAUCUAUCAUUUGCUAAAUUGAUUUUCGUGAUCUGUUUUUAGAAAGCAUUUUUGUUAAACAAAAUUUUGAAAAAACCAUCCCAUUGCAUGGAUUUGAUUUAUCCGAAAUAGGCAUGCAGUUCAUUCAUGUAUUUAAAUAUACUUUCAAUGAACUUCACUCUCUUAAGUAAGACACACACACGACAGUUGAUGAUGAAGAAAAUUAAAGAGAAAAUAAAUAUAAAACAAAUAUUUUAAACAAACUACAACAGAAAAACAGAAAAGACACUAAUAUUAAAAAUAUAUCGCAUUAUAGUGGAAAUGUAUAAUUACUUGAUAUUAAGUAAUGAUUUAGUCAUAUGUAAUCAUCAUUAUCAUCAUCAUCAUCAUCAUCACCAACGGCAUCAAC
Molecule: messenger RNA, 4656 nt
Organism: Glossina fuscipes
Lineage: Eukaryota; Metazoa; Arthropoda; Insecta; Diptera; Glossinidae
Gene: retn
Product: protein dead ringer
Exons: 12
Coding region: 686-3286 (866 amino acids)
Biological process (GO): regulation of transcription by RNA polymerase II
Cellular component (GO): nucleus
Molecular function (GO): DNA binding
Source: RefSeq, a predicted model, not a curated record